Salvia miltiorrhiza (redroot sage) is the source of this 1081-nucleotide messenger RNA. RefSeq lists its product as uncharacterized. The record is from RefSeq and is a predicted model, not a curated record. Bases 305 to 820 code for a protein of 171 amino acids. NCBI's taxonomy places the organism in Eukaryota, Viridiplantae, Streptophyta, Magnoliopsida, Lamiales, Lamiaceae. The transcript has a single exon.
AAAAAGGGAGCUUCCUUCCAUUUAUCGCCUAACUCAACACGCUCCCCCAUUUUCUGUAAAUUAAUUUCCCAAAUAUUUCCACAAACGUGUCAUGUGUGAGUGUGAACACCCAAAUAUUUCCCUAUAAAUUAAUCUCCUAAUAAUAGUAACAAUCGUUUACAUUUAUUUAGUUUUCCACCUUCAACAAACCAAAAACCCCACCCACUAUUAAACACACGCAAAUACCACUUCCUCUCUCCCACCCUUAAUUAUACAUAUAUAUAUCUACACAGAGAGAGCAUCAAGCAUUAAUCUCACCAAAAUCAUGGGGAAUUACGCCUCCUGCGCCUUCGUCGCUCCAAAGCUGAGGAGUCCUAGAUCGGCGAGGGUGAUCCUCCCCACUGGCGAGGUCCGCCAGUUCCGCCAGCCGGUGAAGGCGGCGGAGCUCAUGCUCGAGGCGCCGAAUUUCUUCGUCGUCAACUCCAAAUCCCUAGCCAUCAACAGGCGGUUCUCGCCGCUCGCGGCGGACGAGGAUCUGGAGUUCGGGAAUCUCUACGUCAUGUUUCCGAUUAGGCGAUCGAGCUCCGUCGUCACCGCCGCCGACGUCGCCGUCUUCCUGAUGGCGGCGAGCUCCGCGCCGAAGCGGAUCACCGGCGGCCACUCCGUCAGAAUAUCUCCCGAGGCGGCGGCCGCGAUAGAAACGGCGUCGUUCCCCGCCGACGGCGCGACGGGAUUGAGCUUGGUAGCGGUGGCGCCGGAGUAUCAGUAUAGGCUAUCGGUUUGCCGAUCGAAGCGGCCGGGAUUGGAUACGAUUCUAGAAGAGCCGGUUUUUUCUAGAUAAAAAUAAAUCAAAUUUCUCUUUUGUUUAUUUUAUUUUAGUUUAGAGUAGAAUAGUCCUUUUUUUCGUAUUUAUAUUUAAUUUUUAUUUGUAGUUUUACUGCUUCUGUAAUUCUGUUAGAAUUGGGGUGCGUGAUUUGCGGGAUUCUAAUUCGUUGUCACAUUUCACAUGAUAUACAUAAGUCGGGAAAAUCGGAUUUAGAAAUUUUUAGACGAUUUGUAUCAUUGAAGUAAGAAAAUUAAAAUCAAACGCGUUAUUUUUGUA